AAACUGAACUACAAAGACAACGAGAUGAAACUAGCACUUCUACGGCUACUUUGCGACAAGAAAUCACUAAUCUUAAAGAGCAAUUAAGGACUGCCCAAAGAAAAGCCCGACAAUUAACCGGAAUUGAAGCUCAGUUAAUGGACACUAAAGAGCAACUAAUUCACACCGAAUUUCGGUUAGAAAACGCCGAAACUAACCUUAAUUCUUUAUCGCAAACUAAAACUAACUUAGAAAGAGAAAAAACCGAAUUAGAGCAAAACAUUAUUCAGUUAAAUAGCGAAAAACAAUCCCUAGCGAAUGAAAAAACUACCCUAACCAGCCAAGUUUCUCAACUCCAAAACGAAAUCCAAAAGGAAAAACAAGCCAAAAACGAAUCCGAAGAGCGAAAUAAAGAACAAAUCCAAGCUUUAAAAGCUCAAUUAAAGCAAAAAGAAGAUAACUUAAAAGAAAUUCAAGAGCAAUUAGAAGCCAAAGAAGCGGAAUUAAAUGAACUCCGGCAACAAUUAGCCAAUAAAGACGAACAAUUAGAACAAAUUAAGACCGAAUUUCAAACUACCCAAGCUCGUUUAGAAACACUUUUAAAAGAAAGUCAAACAACUAACCAAACUAACUUGGAAACUAUUGCCCAAUUACAAGUUAACCUACAAAAAAUUAAUUCUUUAAAAUCGCAACUCCAAAAAGAAGCAAGCCAAAAUCAACAAAAUUUACAAGAAUUACGAUCGCAUCAUCGGCAAGUUUCAAAGCAGAUUCAGGAAUACAAACAAGAAUUAAAUUAUCAGGAAGCACUAACCACUAAAUUAGGCGGAGAGAAAGCCGAAUUAACUCAGCAAAUUCAAGCCCAAUUAACUGAGUUUAAUGGUUUAAAGCAAAAUUUAGCAGAAACUAACCAGUUUUUAGAAGAAAAAGAGCAAGAAAGCUUAGGUUUAAGUAAAGAAAAGAUUAGAUUACUGUUAAAUUUAACGGAAAGAGAGCAAGAAAUUAGCCAAUUAAACGAAAUUCAAACAGAAUUGCAAACCUCUAUCGCCCAGAAGCAAACUGAAAUAAACUCCCUUGAACAAACUUUUAAUCAGCAACUAAAAGAGCUAAACAUUCUUAUUGACCCACAAGCCGAACAUUAUACUGAGCCAAUUGAGUUUAAGAGAUUUAAAACUGAAUUAGAGAAAAACCUAAACAACUUGACUAGUAGAAGUAGCGAACUAGAACAGGCUUUGAAUAAGGCUCAAACUAAAACUGAAAAGACUAGAACGGUAGCCCAAAAGAAUAUUAACCUAGCUAAACAAAAAAUAGCUGAUUUAGAAACUCAACUAAUUAAUUUGGCUAAACAAAAAAUCAAAACCAAAGCCCAAGGAAAAGAACUAUUAGCCGAUUUAGCCGGCCAGUUAGAAGAGAAACAAAUUGAAUUGGCUCAGGUUCGAGAGGAUAGUCAAAAUUUAAACAGUCAAUUGACCCAAGUUCAAAGUGAUUUAAGCAAAAAUAAGCAACAGUUAACCCAAGCCCAGAAAGAAAGCACAGAAGCAACGCAAAAAGCCCAAGCCCAGAUUGCUAACUUAGAAAAAAAAAUUAAAGAAAAAAACCAAGAAUUAAUCCAUGCCCAAGAAAAACUAAAUAAGUCUACUCAAAACCAAGCCAACCAAACCGAUAUUACUAGCCUAGAAAUAACCAAUUUAAAAAAACAGUUAGCCCUUGCCCAAAAGUCUGAACAAGAAUUAAAUAAAGAAAAAGCCGAAAUUAGCCAACGGUUAGCCAAAGCUCUGAAAAAGCCUAAAAGUGAGCCGGAACCAGUUAAGCCUAGUUUAAAUAAAAAUGAACCUAUAAAAACUUGGGAUGAGUAUGUGAAAAAUCCAAUUGCUCAGAAAACCGAAGAAUUAGAAAAUCAAGCCUCGUCAAAAUUGAACGAAUAUAGCCGAAAGGCCCAAGAACAAGCUAAUAAGCCCUUGAAUUAUUAUAAAAAACAAGAAGCUUUUUAUCGGGGAUUGUUUUGGAUUGCUUUGGCUCUUUUUAUUAUGCCAACAGUUAAAAAAGUUAGUUCGAAUACUAAGGCUAAGCGAUUUGUUUUUCCUCCACCAGAAGAGUUCGAAAGA
Molecule: messenger RNA, 2081 nt
Organism: Funneliformis geosporum
Lineage: Eukaryota; Fungi; Glomeromycota; Glomeromycetes; Glomerales; Glomeraceae
Source: the annotation of a GenBank genome assembly